Messenger RNA from Chenopodium quinoa (quinoa), 489 nucleotides. RefSeq lists its product as uncharacterized. The transcript has a single exon. Bases 1 to 489 code for a protein of 162 amino acids. The record is from RefSeq and is a predicted model, not a curated record. Lineage: Eukaryota; Viridiplantae; Streptophyta; Magnoliopsida; Caryophyllales; Amaranthaceae.
AUGGGGUAUUAUCCCAUUAAUGGUAUGUAUCCUAAAUGUCGAGUAUACAUUCCUACAAUAUCACUACCACAAAAUGAAAAAGAAGGCUUUUUUGCUAAAAUACAAGAAGCUAGGCGAAAGGUUGUUGAGCGUGCUUUUGGAGUACUACAAGCUCGUUUUGCAAUAAUUAAGAAUCUUGCACUAGCUCGUAACGCAUUUAUGUUAGGAAAAAUAAUGAUAGUGUGUAUCAUUAUACACAAUAUGAUUGUUGAGGAUGAAAGAGAUACGCAUAAAACGUCCUACGAUCCAAAUGAAUAUGAUCAAGCUACACUUGCGUCUUCAAGUAAUGGAAAUAAUGAAGAGCCUUUUCAAUUUCAAAAUAGCAACAACCGAAUUGCAAGUUUGGAAAAUUACAUGUCUAAUAGAGUUCGUGUUCGUAAUGAAGCUAUGCAUCAUGCCCUGAAGAUAGACUUACUUAGUAGUACUUUUGUGGCUCAAAUUCGGUGUUAA